This is a messenger RNA of Zychaea mexicana, 2325 nucleotides long. Its product is annotated as beta-glucosidase-related glycosidase. NCBI's taxonomy places the organism in Eukaryota, Fungi, Mucoromycota, Mucoromycetes, Mucorales, Lichtheimiaceae. Gene Ontology annotation, molecular function: beta-glucosidase activity. Gene Ontology annotation, biological process: glucan catabolic process. Bases 1 to 2325 code for a protein of 774 amino acids. The record is from RefSeq and is a predicted model, not a curated record. The transcript is spliced from 9 exons.
AUGUGUCCGAUCCGUCGUUUUAUAUCAAAUAUACUAAAAAACGUGUUUGUCAGGCAUCCGACUUAUUUAGAUCCUGAUGCUAGCAUCAACGACCGCGUCGAAGAUCUCAUCGGCCGCAUGAACGUGGAAGAAAAAAUGUGGCAACUGGUUCAGGGCAAUAUCCAACAUGUAAUCAACGAUGAAAUGCAGCUCAAUACAAGUGCACUUAAACCAUGGGGAACUACUUCAGCUGCUUAUAUGGAACGUGAUCCACUAGCCCGACUUAUCAACGAAACUCAGUCAUGGAUGGUGCAGGAAACUCGUCUUAAAGUACCCACGAUUAUGCAAACAGAAGGUGUGCAUGGCUGGGUCGACCCCAAUGCAACCAUGUUCACCACGGGAAUUGGAAUGGGGUGUUCAUUCAACGUCGAUCUUAUGCACAAAGUGGGUGAUGUCAUUGGCACUGAAUCUGGUUCUAUCGGUAUCCAUAAUCUGUUUGCCCCUGUACUUGAUCUUGCACGGGAGCCUCGCUUCGGACGAAUUGAAGAAGGUUAUGGUGAAGAUCCACAUUUGACAGGUGAAAUGGGAAAAGCCUAUGUCGAAGGUAUGCAAGGCGGACCGCGUCCCGGAGCACCCAAAACUGCAAAGCAUCGUAUUGCUGCGAUGGUUAAACACUUUGUUGGUUUCGCCAGCCCGAUGGGUGGAAUUAACCAGGCUCCUGUUGAAGCCGGCGAGCGAGAUAUGAGAACUAUUUACCUACCACCCUUUAAACGAGCCAUUAUAGGCGGUGGUGCUCUGUCCAUCAUGAGUGCCUACCAUUCGUAUGAUGGUGUACCUUCUAUAAUCGAUAGACAUACACUUACCGAAGUGUUGCGAGACGAAUGGGGUUUCGAAGGCUUUGUUAUCUCUGAUUCUAUGGCCACUCAUCGAUUGUGUGCUGCCCAAUUCAUUUGUGACCCUUCCAUUCCGCUUAACCCUGAAGCUGCUAUCCUUCCAUUGAAUGCCGGUAAUGAUCUCGAACUAGGUAGUGGACCUAUGUAUUACGAAACUAUUGCCGAGCAAGUCGAGAAGGGUAAUCUCGACAUUGAGGUGGUCAAUGAGGCGGUUCGUCGACUUUUACGUGUGAAAUUUUAUCUUGGUUUAUUUGAGCUUCCCCAUGGAGGUGUGUUCAACUACAAUGAUUAUAUCCAUACACAAGAGCAUAUUGAUAUUGCCCAACAAAUGGAUGAAGAAUCAAUUGUCCUUCUCGAGAACGAUGGCACACUUCCACUUGAUGAAGACUCCCUCGAUUCAGUUGCCAUUAUUGGACCUCAAGCUGCUGUCAUGCAAUACGGUGUCUAUGUCCCUCCAGGCGUUUUCGACCGCGGUGUAACUCCUUUGGACGGUAUCAACAGCCUUGUUGGCGAUAAGGUCGAAGUCAACUAUGCGGAGGGUUGCAAGCUCUGGUCACUUGAUGAAAGCGGCUUUGAAGAGGCCGUGGAAGCUGCAGAGAAUUCUGAUGUCGCUGUCGUAAUGGUUGGCACAUGGACCCGCGAUCAAGCUGAGCUCUGGACUGGCUACAAUGCAACAACCGGUGAAAAUCGUGAUCAAAAUGAUUUGGGUCUCGUCGGCGCUCAAUUGAACCUUGUCAAAGCCAUUCAAGCAACUGGAAAACCUACUGUCGUCGUCUUCAUUACUGGUAAACCCACGGCUGAGCCAUGGAUCAAAAAUAAUGUCAAUGCGAUUGUCAACGCCUUCUACCUCGGAGAAACUGGCGGUACUGCUCUUGCCAAUGUUCUAUUUGGAAAGGUCAACCCUAGUGGUAAGCUUUCUAUUUCAUUCCCCAACUACGUUGGAAGCUUGCCUGCCUUCUACAACUUCCCCAAGACUGGCCGAACUAUCAACGCUGGCAAGAUCCAUGAGAACGGCACCAUGGAGUUUGGCCAAGCUUACACGCUGGACACCCCUGAGCCCCUCUGGUACUUUGGUCACGGUAAUUCAUACACUACCUUUGAGUACAAGAGCGUGGAGCUUUCCAAAUCCCAGAUUAAACAGAACGAAAAGGAGGACAUCAUUGUCACUGUUACUAUUGGGAACACUGGUGACCGUGAUGGAAAAGAAGUUGUCCAAGUCUAUGUUGACGAUGUGAUUGCAUCUGUCGUUGUACCCAACAAGUCUCUUCGCGGUUUCGCCAAAGUUGAUAUUCCCGCUGGCGAAACGAGAACAGUCGAUAUAGUCAUUAGACUUGAAGAAUUGGAAGUCUGGACCAUGCAAAACAAGUUUGUCCUGGAGAAGGGUGACUUUGCCCUGUAUGUUGGUGGAAGCUAUGCUGAGCCUAGCUUGAAUGCGACAUUGACUGUUGUCUAA